CGGGAGUCAGCGGUGUUUCACAAGCUGUCGCCAGUCGUGGCCACGUGAAAACUAAGGUUAUAAGUGUGAAUUUUUGUAGUAUGGAGCAACAUAAUUCAUAUCCAGCAGAUUAUUAUGAGGUUUGCUCCUCAAACUUCUCAAACAAAAAGAAAACUAACUGGUUUUGUAACAGACCGCUUGAUCCACCACAAGAAACGAGUAGAAGAAUGGCUGCGUUAAAAAUGGUGAGUUAAGUAUAUAUGUGUUAUGGUUCAUACUAGAACAGUUAGUAAUAAUUGUACUAAAAAAAACUGCACUUCCAGAAAAAUAAGCUUUUUUGUUUCGUUGGAACCUGAUUUAUUCUGACC
Molecule: messenger RNA, 347 nt
Organism: Acanthoscelides obtectus
Lineage: Eukaryota; Metazoa; Arthropoda; Insecta; Coleoptera; Chrysomelidae
Source: the annotation of a GenBank genome assembly